Micropterus salmoides (largemouth bass) is the source of this 2218-nucleotide messenger RNA. RefSeq names its product solute carrier family 25 member 39 (gene slc25a39). The transcript has 12 exons. NCBI's taxonomy places the organism in Eukaryota, Metazoa, Chordata, Actinopteri, Centrarchiformes, Centrarchidae. Gene Ontology annotation, biological process: mitochondrial transmembrane transport. The coding region runs from base 295 to 1359 and encodes 354 amino acids. The record is from RefSeq and is a predicted model, not a curated record.
CGCACCGGGCCUCCCUGUAGCACUACGGCUAGUUCGUUUUUUUUACAGAUUUGUGAAGUCUACGUGAAGUGUGCGAACGUGUUUUUGGGCUCAUAAACUGCCCUGCUGCGGGCUUGAAAGGACUCCGAGUCCAGAAACAUGUUUACGAGUUAUUCACAAUGGAGGAAAAUAUAAAACGGCACGACAGAGUGGCGUUAGCUCUUCAACGUGACAUCGUAACGUUAAUUUAACGUGAAAUGGAUGAAGGCGACUCUAUUUCACAACGAAGCUUGCAGCUAAAGUAGAGUGAGCAGGAUGGGGGAGCGGGCCGUCAGCAGCCCCAUGGCUGCAAUCUCUCCGGUGCAGCAGAUGCUGGCUUCUGGCACUGGAGCCCUCCUCACAUCUGUUUUUGUCACACCGCUGGACGUUGUGAAGAUCAGGCUGCAGGCUCAGCAAACACCGUUCCACCAAGCUUUAGCCUGUGAAUCUGCUCCGCGGGUUGGCAUCAUCCGCCCUUCCAAGUGGAAAUGUUUCCUGUAUUGUAAUGGACUGAUGGAUCACAUCUAUGUGUGUCAGAAUAGAACCAGUUGCACCAGCUGGUACAAAACGCCAACACAGUUCAGUGGCACACUUGAUGCUUUUGUGAAAAUCACUCGAUAUGAAGGACUCAGGUCUUUGUGGAGUGGGCUACCACCAACGCUGGUUAUGGCUGUACCUGCCACCAUCAUCUACUUCACCUGCUAUGACCAGCUGAGGGACUUCCUGAGAUAUGGUCUGGGUUUCCAAGGCAACCACAUCCCUCUUGUUGCUGGCGGUCUGGCCAGAUUGGGGGCUGUGACCGUGAUCAGCCCUCUGGAGCUGGUCAGGACCAAGAUGCAGUCCCGCCGGCUGUCCUACAGCGAGCUGCGGGUGUGUAUCCGGUCUGCUGUGGCCCAGGGCGGCCUGCUGUCACUGUGGAGGGGCUGGGGACCCACCGUUCUCAGAGACGUCCCCUUCUCUGCUUUGUACUGGUUUAACUAUGAACUGGUGAAGGCCCGGCUUUGUGAACAGUCCCAGAUGACUCAGGCCAACUUCUCUAUCAGCUUUACUGCAGGAGGCGUCUCUGGAGCUAUUGCUGCAAUCCUGACGCUGCCUUUUGAUGUGGUGAAGACACGGAGACAGAUCCAGCUGGGAGAAAUGGAUACACUGGGAGUUUCCUUAAAGAGAACCACGUCCACAUGGCACAUAAUGAAAGAAAUAUGGACUGAGUUGGGCUACAGGGGCCUUUUUGCAGGUUUCAUGCCCAGGGUGAUCAAAGUGGCCCCAGCCUGUGCUGUUAUGAUAAGCACCUAUGAAUUCGGAAAGGCCUUCUUCCAAAAGAUGAACCUUGAUCGAGAGUGACUGACGUCAGCGCUUAAGGGAAGGAACGUGUACCAAACGACACUAAUUCGGAUCACACCUCCGUGCACAUUUCCAAAUGAUAAUGAUGAGUGUUAGAGUGUGAAAGUCACAGGUUUAGUACCACCACGCCUGUCCUUGAUGAAGACCCUAAACCCAAUCACCCACUCUACAGGACAGCGUUGUAAGAUCCAACGAUUAAGUCAGAGGAAAACAUCCUCAUUCCUACAUUUUGCAUUGCCUGUGACCAACCGCAUGGUGUGCACAGCCACUAUUCAAUACAGAAUUCAGAUAAACUGUGUUCGCAUUAGUGCUUUAGAUGAGCAGUAAAGCAUGGCAUUUUUCUGUUUGGUAUGAUAGAUUUGAUCAUUUGUAGAACUUUACAUUUGCAAGACAAGUGCUGUAAAAUUAAAUGUUAAAAAAUAGCUACAGGGUUUUAUGUUUGUUGAAUGUAUAUUCCUCUUUUUUUGUUCUCAUAACUGGAGGAAAGUCACAGUAUACGAAACACAAGGACUGAUGGCACAAUUAAAGCGAGCCUUCUUGGAAGAUGUUUUCAUUUCGGUGCAUGAAUUUAGCAUUUUAUGCUAUGAUUAUAUUUUAAAACAUUCAUGAACAUUAUAGCAAAAGCACCUCAGCCAUCUUCCCAGCAAUCAACUUUUGCCAAGACUUUUUAGGUAAUAGGUAAAAGACAACACAAAAGGCUUUUCAAACUUUCCCCUGGUGGAACUCUGGUGGUUGAAAUGCUUGAAAAUGUGUUGCAACACUGGAUCAUAAAAGAAAAUAUUGCUGCCUUAACGUGAAAGGUAGAAAUGUAUUGUUGUUUUUUUUAUUAAUUAAAUGCUAAUAAGUGCUAAGAGCUUGA